Mustela lutreola (European mink) is the source of this 3212-nucleotide messenger RNA. RefSeq names its product PWP2 small subunit processome component (gene PWP2). The transcript has 21 exons. Gene Ontology annotation, biological process: maturation of SSU-rRNA from tricistronic rRNA transcript (SSU-rRNA, 5.8S rRNA, LSU-rRNA); ribosomal small subunit assembly. Gene Ontology annotation, molecular function: protein binding. Gene Ontology annotation, cellular component: small-subunit processome; Pwp2p-containing subcomplex of 90S preribosome. NCBI's taxonomy places the organism in Eukaryota, Metazoa, Chordata, Mammalia, Carnivora, Mustelidae. The record is from RefSeq and is a predicted model, not a curated record. Bases 44 to 2740 code for a protein of 898 amino acids.
CGCGGCGCGGCGGCUGCGCGGCGGCACACGUGCGGCGGCCGCGAUGAAGUUCGCGUACCGGUUUUCCAAUUUGCUGGGGACAGUGUAUAGGUGCGGAAACUUGAAUUUUACGUGUGAUGGAAAUUCACUGAUCAGCCCUGUGGGAAACAGAGUCACUGUAUUCGACCUUAAAAACAACAAAUCCAACACUCUGCCCUUGGCUACGCGGUACAACGUCAAGUGCGUAGGGCUGUCCCCAGAUGGCCGCCUGGCCAUCAUUGUCGAUGAAGGGGGUGACGCGCUGCUGGUCAGCCUGGUGUGCAGGUCCGUGCUGCACCACUUCCACUUCAAGGGCUCGGUGCACAGCGUGUCCUUCUCUCCGGAUGGCAGGAAGUUCGUCGUCACGAAAGGCAACAUCGCGCAGAUGUACCACGCCCCUGGAAGGAAGCGGGAAUUCAAUGCCUUCGUCCUGGACAAAACCUACUUCGGGCCCUACGACGAGACCACGUGCAUCGAUUGGACAGACGACGCCAGGUGCUUCGCUGUCGGGAGCAAGGACAUGUCCACGUGGGUGUUUGGAGCCGAGCGCUGGGACAACCUCAUCUACUACGCGCUGGGAGGACACAAGGACGCGAUCGUGGCCUGCUUCUUUGAGUCCAGCAGUCUGGACCUCUACACCCUCAGCCAGGACGGGGCCCUGUGUGUGUGGCAGUGUGACACCCCCCCCGAGGGCCUGCGGCUGAAAGCGCCCACGGGCUGGAGGGCAGAGGUGCUGCAGGGCGCAGAGGCGGAGGAGGAGGGCGACGAGGAGGGGGAGGAGGAGACCACCGUCCGGGGGAAGGCGGCGCCGGCGGCCGAGGAGCAGCAGGGAAAAGUGAAGUACUCGCGGCUGGCCAAGUACUUUUUCAACAAAGAAGGAGACUUUAACAAGCUGACGGCUGCCGCGUACCACAAGACGAUCCACCUCUUGGUCACUGGCUUCGCCUCUGGGGUCUUCCACCUGCACGAGCUCCCCGAGUUCAACCUCAUCCACUCCCUGAGCGUCUCUGACCAGAGGAUCGCGUCCAUCGCUAUCAACGGCUCCGGAGACUGGGUCGCCUUCGGCUGCUCAGGCCUGGGCCAGCUGCUGGUGUGGGAGUGGCAGAGCGAGUCGUACGUGCUCAAGCAGCAGGGCCACUUCAACAGCAUGGUGGCCCUGGCCUAUUCCCCCGAUGGGCAGUACCUCGCUACCGGCAGUGAUGACGGCAAGGUCAAGGUGUGGAACACCCUCAGUGGUUUCUGCUUCAUCACUUUCACGGAGCACUCGAGCGGGGUCACCGGUGUGACCUUCACGGCCACUGGCUACGUCAUUGUGACUUCUUCCAUGGACGGGACUGUGCGUGCUUUUGACCUUCACAGGUACCGGAACUUCCGCACCUUCACGUCCCCGCGGCCCACUCAGUUCUCCUGCGUGGCCGUGGACUGCAGCGGGGAGGUGGUGUCCGCCGGGGCCCAGGAUUCCUUCGAGGUCUUCAUCUGGUCCAUGCAGACAGGCAGGCUCCUGGACGUGCUGUCUGGUCAUGAGGGCCCCAUCAGCGGCCUGUGCUUUAACCCGGUGAAGUCGGUCUUGGCCAGUGCCUCCUGGGACAGGACAGUGCGCCUGUGGGACAUGGCAGACAGCUGGAGGACCACAGAGACACUGGGCCUGACCUCGGAUGCUCUGGCCGUGACCUUCCGCCCUGACGGCGCGGAGCUGGCUGUGGCCACCCUGAACUCCCAGAUCACCUUCUGGGACCCUGAGAACGCCGUGCAGACGGGCUCCAUCGAGGGCAGGCAUGACCUCAAGACGGGCAGAAAAGAGCUGGACAAGAUCACCGCCAAGCACUCGGCCAAGGGGAAGGCCUUCACCACGGUGUGCUACUCUGCGGACGGCCAGAGCGUGCUGGCCGGAGGGAUGUCCAAGUUCGUGUGCAUCUACCACGUCAAGGAGCAGAUCCUCAGGAAGAAGUUUGAGAUCUCCUGCAACCUCUCUCUGGACGCCAUGGAGGAGUUUCUAAACCGAAGGAAAAUGACCGAGUUUGGCAACCUGGCGCUGAUCGACCAGGACGCCGGGGUGGAGGAUGGAGUCGCGGUGCCCCUGCCGGGCGUGAAAAAAGGUGACAUGAGCUCUCGGCACUUCAAGCCUGAAAUCAGGGUGACCUCCCUUCGCUUCUCUCCCACCGGGCGCUGCUGGGCGGCCGCCACCACCGAGGGGCUCCUCAUCUACUCCCUGGACACGCAGAUGCUGUUUGACCCGUUCGAGCUGGACACCGGCGUCACCCCCGUGCGCAUCCGGGCGGCCCUGCGCCAGCAGGACUACACCAGGGCCAUCCUCAUGGCCUUCCGGCUCAACGAGAGGAAGCUGCUGCAGGAGGCGCUGGAGUCGGUGCCCUGGGACAAGGUCGAAGUGGUCAGCUCCUCGCUUCCGGAGCUGUACGUGGAGAAAGUGCUGGAGUUCUUGGCUUCAUCCUUCGAAGUGUCUUGCCACCUGGAGUUCUACCUCAUAUGGACACAGAAGUUGCUCCUGGCGCACGGGCAGAAGCUGAAGGCCAGGUCGGAAGCGCUUCCCCGGGGUCGGCUGUGGUCCUGUCCGUCGGCUGGGCUCUGGCGGGGAAGGUGCUGCCGGCUGUUCAGUUCCUUCAGAAGAGUAUCCAGCGGCACUUGGACGACGUCUCCAGGCUCUGUGACUGGAACCGGUAUAACAUCCAGUACGCCCUGGCGGUGUCCAAGCAGCGUGGCCUGAAACGCCCCUCAGAGCCGCCGGGAAGCGACGAUGAAGCAGACGCGUCUGAUGACGACACUCUGCACCUGCUUGGCGCGCAACACGGGGACGGAGAUGGGGACGGGCACCUGGCGUAGGGCUGGCCACACUUGCGGCCCUGCUUGUUUCCGUCAAGACCGCCGACAAGACGGAGCCCCACGGCCUGGGCCCGGGAAAGCAAGUGACGGCGGCGGCACGGAGACGCCAGCAGGAAGACGGCACCUGCUUCCUGGGCCGGCACCGGCUUGGCACGUGGUCCCGGGAGCCGUGUGCUGUGAGCCAAGGUGAAUGUCGCUCGUCCGCUGUUGGGGACGCCUGUCUGCAGAGAUGAAUGGGUCCGUUUUUAUAGACUUGAACUUUGUGUGACCAUUAUUUAUAUUUUUAAUACAGUUUUGGUGAUUUGGAGAUGAAAAAAAUGAGGUUUUCUAUGAUAAAAGUGUGGAUUGAAUCUGCA